AUGUGCUGUCAACGCCGCGCCGCCCGUCGCGCCCACUGUGGGAACUCUGCUUAUCAAAACGCAACAUACCAACGUCGACCAACCCUCAUCCGCAUGCUCAUCGACCACAUGAUUCGCAAACACGAAGAGAAACGCGCUCUGAGACAAGCUAUGGCUUUCGAGCCUGCGGUUGAGAAGAGAGGAACUGUGGAUGAAGGACCAUUUAGUGAUGAAGCAAGGGUGGGGGAGGAAGGAAGGGUCAGUGAAGAGUCGGAGUGGGAUUGGGUUGAUGAGAAGAGGGAGGCGCGGAUGAUGAUGGGGCAGAGGGCUGAGAUGAGGCUUGAGUCGAGGGAGGGGAUGGGGUUACCGAGUUAUGAGGUUGCUGUUGGGAAGGUGUGA
Glarea lozoyensis ATCC 20868 is the source of this 378-nucleotide messenger RNA. RefSeq lists its product as uncharacterized. The record is from RefSeq and is a predicted model, not a curated record. The transcript has a single exon. Lineage: Eukaryota; Fungi; Ascomycota; Leotiomycetes; Helotiales; Helotiaceae. The coding region runs from base 1 to 378 and encodes 125 amino acids.